Molecule: messenger RNA, 1404 nt
Organism: Ylistrum balloti
Lineage: Eukaryota; Metazoa; Mollusca; Bivalvia; Pectinida; Pectinidae
Exons: 4
Coding region: 1-495 (164 amino acids)
Biological process (GO): mitochondrial respiratory chain complex I assembly; mitochondrial respiratory chain complex IV assembly
Cellular component (GO): mitochondrial inner membrane
Source: RefSeq, a predicted model, not a curated record
AUGUCACGAUUCCUGGAACUUGCAGUAGCCUCCGCUGGAUGUUUUGGUGUCAGUUUUGUCGGAUUCCAGGUAUACAAACGGAAAAAUGAACAAGUGGCCAUCAAGUCAGAGCCAUACGUUAGUCAAGCUCUCGGAAUACUGCAGGGUUAUAACGUAGUGAUGGAUAGACUGGGCAGUCCACUGACACUUCACAAUAUAUCUAGAGAUCCAUCAGAGAACAGUGUGGAUCCUCUAGCUGGAAACGCUAAGUUGAAGAUUCCUGUGAGUGGUUCUAAGGGGCCCUCAGCGUUUUUGUAUCUUUGGGCAACAAGACCUCCAAUUACAACAGAAACACCAAAGAAUGAAAUUCCAGAAUGGAAAAUAAAUCAGCUAGACAUUGAACUUGGACCGGAGUACCGCUGGACAUUCUAUAUUCAUAAGGAUCAUAUGAAGGAUGAUAAAUUGAAAGUUUCCAAUGUGGAUAUCCCGGAAAAGUUAUGGGAGGAAACAUCAUGACAACAAAAUCAUGAUUCAUAAAUUAUUUCAUCAGAGUUUGAAAAUGUUGAAGUUUGAAAAUGAGUCGGAGGAACAGAUAACAGACUGAAAGGAUGAAAGAAGCUGUGGUGAAUGAUAUGUCUUGAAACAAAGAUUGCUAUUGGCUGAAUGAUGACUUUAUUUUUUGUAACAAUGUUGUUGAUUGGUUAGUAAAGAUACAUACUUGCUGGUAGAACAUCAUAAUGGUUGAUAGUCUGAAAGGAAAGAAAAUUAUGUGGUACUUACAAGUUGAAUUUAAUCAGUUGUUUUUAAUGAUAAAAAAUAAUAAACACUGGUAAAUUCUAGACACUAUAUGCUGCUUCACUUAAGAGAACUUCUCAAGCCUCACUGAUACUCUUUAAAACAGGAGGCAAGGUUGUUACUGGAAUGGGCCACCGCUCCAAAAGAAUGAACUUCUUAAGCCUCACUGAGACUCGCAUUAAUGCAAACGGGCAAGUUCUUUACUUACAACAUACCGCUCCACUGGAGAGAACUGGUGGGGAAGUGUGUAACCCUGGUAAAUACUUACCACAAUAUACCGCUCCACUGGAGAGAACUGGUGGGGAAGUGUGUAACCCUGGUAAAUACUUACCACAAUAUACCGCUCCACUGGUGGGGAAGUGUGUAACCCUGGUAAAUACUUACCACAAUAUACCGCUCCACUGGUGGGGAAGUGUGUAACCCUGGUAAAUACUUACCACAAUAUACCGCUCCACUGGUGGGGAAGUGUGUAACCCUGGUAAAUACUUACCACAAUAUACCGCUCCACUGGUGGGGAAGUGUGUAACCCUGGUAAAUACUUACCACAAUAUACCGCUCCACUGGUGGGGAAGUGUGUAACCCUGGUAAAUACUUACCACAAUAUACCGCUCCACUGGUGGGGAAGUGUGU